Molecule: messenger RNA, 629 nt
Organism: Bombus pascuorum
Lineage: Eukaryota; Metazoa; Arthropoda; Insecta; Hymenoptera; Apidae
Product: coiled-coil-helix-coiled-coil-helix domain-containing protein 7
Exons: 3
Coding region: 143-439 (98 amino acids)
Source: RefSeq, a predicted model, not a curated record
AAUUUCUACUGUAUAUUUCAAUUAACUUUGAUAUUUUAAAGACUUAUCAUUUUAUAAAUAAAAUUUGUUAAACUCGAUUACAAUUGGAGAAAGCCACGACUAUCAAUGUUAAGUGAUAAGCUUUGAAUAUCUGGAAAAUAAAAUGAGUACUUCAAAUACAAAUAAUAAACAUACAUCGACAUUAAAAGAGAAACUCACGCAAAAUCAGCAUCUAAUUAAUCCUUGUUUACGAGAAUAUAACAUCAGUUGGAAAUGCCUAGAAGACAAUAAAUACGAAACUAAUAAUUGCACAAUGCAAUUUGAAAAUUACAAGCUCUGUAAGAAAUUUUGGAAAGAAGUAGUGUUCAAUAGGAAGGUACAAGAUAUAAAACCAUACCUCCCUUUACCUGAAGAAAGAGAACAAAUAAAAGAAGAGUACCUACAAUCUCGCAAAAAAUAGUACAGUUUUUUUAUGGGUGUUAGGUUUUGCAUAUAAUUUUAUAGCUACUUUAUAAACGUUAUUUAUAUCUACAAAAUCAUUUUUAUCAUAAUCCUGAAAUAUAUAAGAGAUGUAUUCCUAAAAUAGAUAACUCUUUGUUCAUUUCUAUAAUUACAUGGAUUAUACGUAAAAGUAAAGUAAAUGCAAAACA